GCAUAUGUAUAUAUACACGGAAUGUCAUUAAAUAUCUAUACAUUUGAACAAAAUCAACUUAACAAAGCGGUAAAACUCGAUCCUUGAAUUUUAGCAAUCAACACAACAACACAAUAAUAAAUCAUACCAGUCAUAUUUAACAGUCGUUCUUUUAACAUUUUAAUAGUUUGGUUACACACGAAAGUAAUUGAUUAAAACAUACAUGCUGCGUUUGAUAUACAUACAAACAAAAUAUGUUGUCUCAGACUCGUAAAAUCAGCGUUAUUCAGAACCACGUACACAUAAAUAGAAAAUACUGAUCUUGAUUCUUGCCAAACUCGCUUAAAACAGCAAACUAAAGAUGCUACUUUUUUACAUGGUCUUACAUAAUUAAGAAAUGAAUCGUUUGAAUCUCUCAUAUCUUACCCAGCUGAACCACUCCUACGCAUCCAUGUGUUCCAAAUUGAUAUAUGACAAUAUCUACUUUCGAUCACGUGUUGCGGAGCGACUUAGACGGAUUGCGCGUCAUCUCGCCUUCCCAAAUUUUCUCCUUCUGCAGCUCGAAUCCAAAACACCAUAUCUGUAGUACGGACUACAGGAGAAAGAUGUUUAACUCUGUUAAUCUGGGCAACUUCUGCUCCCAGACGCGUAAAGACCGGACAUCCGAGUUUGGGGACAGGACGGGCUGUGCUUCCAACAUCUACCUCCCCAGCUGCACCUACUACGUUCCCGAAUUUUCCUCGGUCUCUUCGUUCCUUCCACAGGGGCCCUCGCGACAAAUCACAUACCCUUAUUCCACAAAUCUGUCUCAAGUGCAACCAGUGCGAGACGUUUCCUAUGGUCUGGACCCAUCUAGCAAGUGGCACCACAGAACCAACUAUGCAUCGUGCUAUUCAGGAGAAGAUCUGGUGCACAGAGACUGUCUUCCGCCAUCCACCAUGACAGAAAUGUUCAUGAAAAACGAGAGUGUGUACAGCCACCACCACCACCACCACCAGCAUCAUCCGAACUCUAGCCACCCGUCCACUGGUUUCUACACCGGCGUAGGAAAAAACAACGUGCUCCCUCAAGGUUUCGACCGCUUUUUUGAAACCGCCUAUUGUAGCACGGACAAUCAGUCAGAACAUUGUUUACAAAAGAGCGAGAUGAACAAAUUACAGACUUCGUCCCAGCAACCCACAGCUGUUUCCGCAGCGCAGGAGCCGGAAAAGGACCCAGAGGAUGAAGAGGAACAUACAAAUUCGGGCUCGUGCACUUCAACAGCUACUAAGGACGGGAAUGCAAGCAAGAGCCAUUCGAGUACCCCGCGCACAAGGAAGAAGAGAUGUCCAUACACCAAGUUUCAGAUUCGUGAACUGGAGCGAGAAUUUUUCUUUAACGUUUACAUCAACAAGGAGAAAAGGCUGCAGCUGUCCAGAAUGUUAAACCUUACCGACAGACAAGUCAAAAUAUGGUUUCAAAAUCGUAGAAUGAAAGAAAAGAAAUUAAGCAGAGAUCGCCUGCAAUAUUUCUCUGGGAAUCCGUUGUUGUAAUUGUUGAAAUGGGGUUGCCUUUUAUUUAAUAUCUCUGCAAAGUAAAAUUAUGUAUGUUUAAAUAUGCCCCAUCAGUCUCAUUAAAUAUAAAAUGUUUUUGUUAAGGUCAAAAACAGUAGGCCUACUAAAAACUUGUUUGAAGGAUAACAGAAUUAUAAUGUCUGAGAGUGUGGACAGAAAUGGAAAUUAACUUAAUGUCAAAUUAUACCGGCAUUUCUAGUUUGUGAUUCACAAACUAAAACGUACACAUCACAACGUUUUUUUUUUUUUUUUUUUUUUUUUUUUUUUUUUGAAGUGUAUGUGACACGUCUUUUAAGUGAAAUGUUUAAAAUCUUUACUUUGAAAAUGAUCACGAAAAAGCCUACUAUAAUAUAUUAUUAAAAGUAUACCCUCUAUCAUUUUAUGGUUGUAUAUAUGUACAUUAAAACACACACUCGACUCUGUUUCGAAUCUGGAGAUGUCAUACUUUUUUAUGUUUUCACCAUUUAGAACUGACUUGUAUAAUCUGUAAUAUUGUAUUCCUUGUACAGAGCUUAUGCAUUGUGCAUUCGUGAAUGUAAAUAUAAUGUUAUCACCAUAUCCUGCUGCUAUUUUUCUUUACAUUGCAUUUGCAGCCUUGUGAGCUUUGUUAUUCGAUUCUUUAAUUUAUUUGCUGUACGUCCAAAGUUCUCAUUUAUCUCGGAGGAAUAGUUCAGCUAUCUUAUUCGGCCUGUGUACUACAUAUUAAUAAAAAUAAACACAAAUAAAGGUAAACUGUUAUGUCAAUGGUGAAUUGAUUUAGAAAGAAAAAUCAUAAGGUAGACUAUGAAGUAAAAAUUGUGAAUGUGUACAACAACACUGCAGUGAAAACAGAGAUCUAAAAUAAGAUAUAAUAAACUGACCACUGCCAAGUAAUGAAAACACUAUCUCUCUCUC
Carassius auratus (goldfish) is the source of this 2426-nucleotide messenger RNA. Its product is annotated as homeobox protein Hox-C11a-like. The record is from RefSeq and is a predicted model, not a curated record. The transcript has 2 exons. Gene Ontology annotation, molecular function: DNA-binding transcription factor activity, RNA polymerase II-specific; RNA polymerase II cis-regulatory region sequence-specific DNA binding. Gene Ontology annotation, cellular component: nucleus. Gene Ontology annotation, biological process: anatomical structure development; regulation of transcription by RNA polymerase II. Lineage: Eukaryota; Metazoa; Chordata; Actinopteri; Cypriniformes; Cyprinidae. Bases 450 to 1511 code for a protein of 353 amino acids.